CCUGCCCAGUGGCGUGUCGGUUGGUCCAGCCAAAUUUUUCCGGGCGGAAGGUCAAUCCCUGGGCCGCGGAGGGCUUCACAUGCGGGUUUCGUUGAAGUUUUUGUGGGGUUCUUAUAUUUGUCGUGGUUGUAGAGUGAAAGUGAUUCUGAGCAGUCUGGAACCUCAAAAAUGAUACGGGAAUGGUUUCAUGGCUCUGAAGGCAUGGUCCCACAACCCGGUUUGAAGCCAUAUAGAUGUAUGUAAAGCUAGUGGAGAAGUUUUUUGUGUUUUUACUCUGUGGCCAUGCGUUUUGACAUUUUUGGCAGACCAGGUACAUGAAGUACGUACUUGGGCUUUACAGUACAGCUGUGUAAUUGCUAGGGCCAGCACAUCUGCUUCAGUGAAACUGUGUGACUUGUUUGCUCCUGUGUUGUAUUGACGUAUGGAGCUAAUGAAAUCCCUGCUAAUCUUUUGCAGACUGUUAGUUUUCUGAGUUCUGAGUACUGAAUCAGACAAGUUAUAAUUUGGAAUUUCAUCUUUAGUUUCAUGUUAAGCCUUGGUUUGAACCAGCAAAUCCAGGGUUGUUUUCUUAGCCUAAACAGUGUUUUGGGUUUUUUUGACAUGUGAGUACCAACACAUCACCAUGUUAAAGGCUGCUGGCGUGGUAAUAUUUUAAAGCUAGAGAGAUUCUCUAGAAAGCUCAAUAGUUGAGAAUUACCAUUUUUGCCCCUCUUUAUUCCAGUUGAACUUAUAUCACAUAAGUGGAAGUGGCAUAUCAUCUUGGAAGAGUGCAGGAAGGCAAGAGCAAUGUAGGCAGUAUGUUCAUCUGAGUGCAAGUGUGCUUCUGCUUUACGAUUGUGGUCAUCUGCAGUGUCUUAAAAAAAAAAAAAAAAAGCUCUGUUUCAGGAGAUGUGCUGUGAUUUAAAAAGGAGGUUUUUGCUCCUCUAUGCAACACAAAAGGGGCAGGCAAAAGCCAUAGCUGAGGAAAUAUGGCAGCAGGCAGGCGCCCAUGGAUUUGAAGCUGAUAUGCACUGUAUGAGUGAAAUGGACAAGUAUAACCUGGAAACAGAAAAGGAUCCUGUAGUUAUUGUUAUUUCCACUACUGGUACUGGAGACCCACCAGACACUGCCUGCAAGUUUGUAAAGAAAAUUCACGACACGACCUUGCCACCUGAUCAUUUCGCACAUCUCCAGUAUGGAUUGCUAGGUCUGGGAGAUUCAGAGUAUACAUUCUUCUGUAAUGGUGGAAAGACAGUAGACCGACGACUUCAAGAACUUGGAGCCCGGCACUUCUACGACACAGGAUUAGCAGAUGAUUGUGUAGGUUUGGAAUUAGUGGUUGAUCCUUGGAUUGAUGGACUUUGGCGUGCUCUCAAGGAAGUAUUUCUAUUGCAGAAAGAAAAAGACGGCAUGAACAGUGUUGUCAAUGCUGUUUCAAGCUCUCUCUCUGCAGCCCCACAUGUUGUGCAUGAACUAAACUUAACCUCCAAAGUACAGAACUUGAAGCUAGAAGAUGAGGGAGUGAGGAGUUCUGAUGUUCUGUCACAGAAACUGGUUGACAUCAGUCUUGUGGAUUCAAGCAGAGACACUGAACCUUCACUUGUUCAUUCUGUCCCUCCUGUCUCUCAGUCUGCUCUUAAUAUUCCUGCCUUGCCACCAGAAUACAUAGAGGUGCAGUUUCAGGACACCCAUGGUGAGAAUCCACAUUUGUCCUCACUGGUUUCAGAGGGAACAACCUUUGAAGUGCCAGUUACAAAAGCAGUUCAGCUAACUAGAGAAGAUGCAAUAAAAACAGCAUUACUCUUAGAACUUGAUAUUGCAGAUACAGUCUUUGACUAUCAACCUGGAGAUGCCUUCUGUGUAAUGUGUCCCAACAAUGUCAGUGAGGUAGAAGAACUUCUUCACAUCUUGGGACUUUCUGAAAAAGGAGAGCACUUUGUCUGUGUAAAAGUUAAGCAGGGCACUAAAAAGAAAGGAGCAGCUCGUCCACAACACAUCCCUGAAAGAAGCACUCUGAAAUUCAUUCUAACCUGGUGUUUGGAAAUAAGAGCAAUUCCCAAAAAGGCAUUUUUGCGAGCUCUUGUAGAAUGUACGAGUGAUGUGGGAGAAAAACGGAGGCUUCAAGAGCUUUGCAGCAGACAAGGAGCCUCUGAUUACACACGCUUUAUUAGAGAUGCUAAUGUUUGUUUGCUGGAUUUACUCCACGCUUUUCCAGGCUGCAAGCCUUCGCUUAGCAUGUUAAUUGAACAUCUUCCUAAAUUACAAGCCAGAUCCUAUUCAGCAUCAAGUUCAAAUUUGUAUCAGCCAGGCAAACUGAGUUUUGUAUUUAGUAUCGUGGAGUUCACUGCCUGUCCCACUCGACCAGUCCCACGGAAAGGAGUAUGCACAGGGUGGCUUGCUGAGUUAGUUGCACCUCAGCUGCACACCAACAGAAACACUCUGGAUACAAAUGAAGGAACCUGUUCAACUGAAAAGAUAUCUAUUUUUGCUCGUCCAAACAAUGCUUUCCACUUACCUGCAGACCCAUCUGUCCCAUUCAUGAUGGUUGGUCCAGGAACAGGAAUUUCACCAUUUAUUGGUUUCCUACAGCAUAGGCAAAAGCUCAGAGAAGAACAUGCAGACUGGGAAUUUGGAGAGACAUGGCUGUUUUUUGGUUGUCGGCACCAGGAUCAAGACUAUUUGUUCAAAGAUGAGCUCAGAUGUUUUCUUGAAAAUGGCACGUUAAAUCAUCUUAAGGUUUGUUUCUCAAGAGACUCCUCUUCAACUGCAGAAGUAGCCCCACCUAAAUAUGUGCAAGAUGUCAUUAGGCUUCAUACUAAGGAAGUUGCCAGAGUCCUGCUCAAAGAGAGAGGUUACUUCUAUGUGUGUGGAGAUAAGAAGCACAUGGCUGAUGGUGUAAGUGAUGCUGUAGUGGACAUUUUAAGCAUGGAAAUGGAGACCGACAAAUUGGAAGCAAUGAAAAUCCUGGCGACGCUUCGAGAAGCAAAACGAUAUUUGCAGGAUGUGUGGAGCUAAAUAUUUAGCAUUUCCUAUGCUUUUGCAACACAAAAGAUUUUGUUUCACACAUGCUUUUGACUGAAAGUUAUUGUCAAAAGUGCUGUCUGUAGUCACCCAAAUCUUAAUUUUCUCCAUUGACCUUUCAGGCAGGAAGAGAAAACCUUUUAAACGACAGGAAACCAGGCUGCCUUUGGAGUUGUGUGGGGUUUUUUAACAAUAUUACAUCAUGGACUGUCUCAGUGCCUUGAUUCUCUCAUUUCAAUGUCAGAUUAAUGCAGAAAGUACACACUUCUGCACUUUUACAAGUAUAAUUGUAUGCUUACAUUAUAUCAUGGGGUUUUUUUCUAUAAUGUAUACAUAAAUAAGCUACAGAGUAAAUAUAUUACACACUGAUUUGUGCAUCAUCAAAUACAUUACUGACUUGCCAAGAUUGCCUCUGUAAACCCUUUUCUGCUCAACUUUGUGAAUAGAAUAGGAAAAGACUUUAAAACAAACAAAUAAAACACAAAAAAAAAAACCCAAAACCAAGCCCUUGGCUGAUAAACUUUGCUUUUUACCUCAAGGGAACAGGGCAAAGUCAAGUUGUGUGCUCUGCUUAUUGAACCUACUUCACGCAUAAGUCUUAUCCUGUUUUUGAUUGCUCCUGGGGAACAUGUAGUGUAUUUCUGACUGCAUAGGGUUUUUUGGAAGUUAAGCCCAAGGCUACUGUUUUUGGCUCAACUGCAUUCCAGUUUUACACUGGAAUUAGAAAUGGGGUCUGGAGGUCAGCUGAGGCCUGUCUGCACAUGUGUGUGUGCAUGAGGCAACUGGGGAGAGCAGGGAUUCAGGGCCAGCUACUGGGUGGACUGUGUGUCUAAGCCCAGCUACUGGUGGGAUCCACAGUGUAUGUGUUCGUUGUUGGAAUCCACUUUACUAUGAGGGUAGUGAGGCUGUGGAAAAGGUUGCCCAAAGAAGCUGUGGCUGCUCCAUCCCUGGUAAUGUUCAAGGCCAGGUUGGACAGGGCUUGAAGCAACCUGGUCUAGUGGAAGGUGUCCCUGACCAUGGCAGGGGGGUUGGAAAUAGGUGAUCUUUAAGGUCAAUUCCACCGAAAAUAGUCUAUGAUUCCAUGUAUGUAUGUAUAUAUUUCCCACCAGACCUUUAGUCUGGUCAGCUAGAGAGAGGGACAACUGGUUGGACUUGGGAUUACUCCCAGUUCAGGUGUGUAUGUGUAUAUUGGGGAAUGUCCUUGCCCUCAAAGAAUGCAGUUUUAAAUAAAAUCCCAAGCCCACAUUUGCCAAAAACUUGGUAGGUGUCUUGUUUGUUGUUUUUUUGGUUUUUUCUGGGUUUUCAUGCUUCAUCACCUGGUAUUUAGUGCAUCCAGCAUAACUGAAGAUGAGGCCACGUAUAUUUUUCUGCAUGUGAAGCCACACACAGAUUUUGAAGCAGAGGUCUUGUGCCUGCCCCCCUUGCCCUGACUGCCCAUGUGUAUCAGGAUAAACAGAAAUUCAGUGGAAGUCAUAAACCAUUUCUAACUCUUGUGACAUCCUUUUUACUCUCCAGCUACUCUCAGUGUAGCUGUAUGGCUGGUGAUUAACACAUCAGCUGCUGCCUCCAUCUCUCAAGCCAUUAUGAGCUGGUGGGUUAUAAUGCCUUUUUUCCCAAACCACUCUCUCUGUGCCAGUCAUGCUGGGUGUCUCAGCAGACAGCAUCAGACCUGGCAGUACCUCUUGUGCCUGUGAGCAGAUUCCAGUCCAGAGGUCUCUGAAGCCCAGGUUCUGCUUGGCUUGUACAGAGGAACAUGGUGAAAUCAGGUUGUGGGGUUUUGUUUGUUUGUUUGCUUAGGUUUUUUUGACAAGGUGUAUUUUUUAUUAUUCCCAUCGGCUGCAUCCGCUGUUGGGUGUUAGCUUCAGACACGUCCUGCUCUUAGGGAGACCUGUGGGAUGGAAGGAUUUUUCUCUUCCUUGCCCAACAGAAAUAUCCAUGCAGCAGCCUAUUUCUUCUGGAGGAAGUGUCUUUUUGUUACUAUUCCAAUAUAUUCAAUAAAAAAGAGAUUAAAUUUCUGCUUGUUCUUUGCAGUCAUUCAUAUUGCUGCAUAGGGCAGGACAUGCAUGGAAUGCCAAAGCUAGUGUCAUCUAUGCACAUUUUAUGUGGACUCUUACACUAACAGUAGCUUAUUGUGCUGUUGGCUGUUGUAAAUACUCUGAAACUCCAAAGCUUUUUUUGAAACCAUCCCUGUGAAUACUUCUCCAACAGUUAUAUUUUAUGUUGCCUAACAGCAAUUACUAUUACUAGGCAAAAAUGGGUUGUUACCUAAACCAUACUGAAAACACACACUGCAUGUUUUAACUAAAUGUUACCAUUUGCAUUACUAAUAGUACAUCCCAGAUGAUAGUGUUUCUGUUGAGGAUAGAAAUAUUUUGUGAAGUUCCAUAUCUUGGCUAAAGUAGUGUCCCUGCUGGAUAUGAUCUCGGAGGCCUAUACAUGAAGACUUUGGGCUUUUUAAAACCUUUGUCAACACCAUGCCGUAGAUAAUUUUAAAUAUAUCUGACUCAAAUCCUCUGCUUGAAUGGACAAAUUCAGAUGCAGCUGUAUAUGGUGCUGAAUUCCACUUAAAUAACCAUUUAUAGUCAGUCCAUUAUUCUGUAGGUGGUAUUUUUCUUAAAGAAGAAUAAAAGAACACUUACAGCAAACAGUUAUGAAAUGUCCUGUCUGAAGCUCAACUUUGAGCUUUGGAGAUCACAUGAAGUCAUAUGCUUGCAACUUUUAUAUUCUAUAAUGUAAAUAUGGUAUUCUCA
Strigops habroptila (Kakapo) is the source of this 5750-nucleotide messenger RNA. RefSeq names its product 5-methyltetrahydrofolate-homocysteine methyltransferase reductase (gene MTRR). The record is from RefSeq and is a predicted model, not a curated record. Gene Ontology annotation, biological process: homocysteine metabolic process. Gene Ontology annotation, cellular component: cytosol. Bases 889 to 2994 code for a protein of 701 amino acids. Gene Ontology annotation, molecular function: FMN binding; [methionine synthase] reductase (NADPH) activity; flavin adenine dinucleotide binding. The transcript is spliced from 15 exons. Lineage: Eukaryota; Metazoa; Chordata; Aves; Psittaciformes; Psittacidae.